Messenger RNA from Aegilops tauschii subsp. strangulata, 1328 nucleotides. RefSeq lists its product as uncharacterized. The record is from RefSeq and is a predicted model, not a curated record. NCBI's taxonomy places the organism in Eukaryota, Viridiplantae, Streptophyta, Magnoliopsida, Poales, Poaceae.
CCACCCCGUCAACCAUCCCAGUCCACCCACUCCCGCACCCCCGAUUCACAUCCCCUCCACCUCCUCUCCUCUCGUCUCCUCUGCCGACAGGAUCUCUCCCUUUCUCCGAUCCAUGCCGGGAUCCUCCGCCGUGUGGCCGCACACGCGUGCAGCCUUCCUCCACCACCCGGCCGACCAGGCCCAUCCCGGCGGCCAGUCCGGGCUGCUCCCCGCCGCGGCAUGGAGGCAGGGCGGCGCGGCGGCCCCGAGGGCGAGCCUAGUGGCGGCGCGGACGGUGCAGACCAACAGGCAGCAGGCGCGUGGGAGGAGCAGUGCUGCCGAAGCCGGCGCUGGGAACGAGCUGAGGAAGCCGCCGGCUGGAGGAGUUGGAGGUGCAGCGGGGAUCCGCGGCUCCGCGCCCUGUCCCCAGUCAGUCCCCUCCGAAUCUCGCCGCAGCCGCCGCAGUGGUUUAGCAUGGUGGUGCGAAAGUGUUGCGGCUUGGUUUGUGAGCUACAGACCUUAUCAAGCAGCAAAGUCAUCUCACAUAUGCCGACGACGAAGAUGCAUAUUUAUUGGCUGAGGGAGCAGCAACACAAUUCUGAUGAUUCUGCCAAUGUUGCUUAUUUACUUGCAAGGACCAGAGGGUAUGCUGAUGCUGCGCAAGUAAAUCUUACAUGCCUGGUCAUUAAUCAUUGUUGGUGAAACAAAUGUCACUUGAGAAAUCUCAGCCCAUUUUUCUUAUUAAUGAAUACUGUUACCCACAUUAUCUUGACUCCCAUAAUGAUCUUUUUCUUUAGGAUUCAUGAUUUUUUUCCUUUUUCUUGUUAUUAUGCAUUACUAUGAGUUCAUUGUAUUAAGAUUCCUUGCAACUUCAGAACCUUGAGCUAUUUACAGAAGGAGGGGACCCGGCCUUCUUCAUGUCUUGUGGCAGUGUCUUCCUUUGAUUCAUUCGUGCAACAAAGAGGGGACCUGGCCUUCUUCAUGUCUCGUGCAAAAAGGGUGAUUGACACUGACUACGACAGCCUGGUGGGCGUGGUGCUCUUCAACCAAUUCGAGGUGGACUUCGACGUGAAGCCCAGCGACCGCGCCGCACGGAUGAUCGUCCAUGUGGUCACGAUGCCGGAUGUCGCCGAGGUGGAGGACCUCGACGCCAUCUUUCGGGGUGAGGGACGAUUAGGGUCCUCCGGCGUCUGAACACCAAGCCUUGGUAGAUACAUGUAGAUAAGUGGUCUGUUUAGGCUGGUGGUGGAACACUAGGGAAGGUAGCCACCUUCGGUUGUGUGUGUUUAAUUUAUUUUGCACUGGACGUGUCCCUGAUUUCUAUCUAUGAAUAAUGCACGUAAUUUUUA